Messenger RNA from Acomys russatus (golden spiny mouse), 553 nucleotides. It is a transcript of the gene S100a13, whose product is annotated as S100 calcium binding protein A13. Gene Ontology annotation, biological process: positive regulation of cell population proliferation; positive regulation of canonical NF-kappaB signal transduction. Gene Ontology annotation, cellular component: perinuclear region of cytoplasm. Gene Ontology annotation, molecular function: RAGE receptor binding. The transcript is spliced from 3 exons. The record is from RefSeq and is a predicted model, not a curated record. The coding region runs from base 167 to 463 and encodes 98 amino acids. Lineage: Eukaryota; Metazoa; Chordata; Mammalia; Rodentia; Muridae.
GAAUCAGCGGAGGCGGAAACUUGACGCUUGGGACUUGGGAGUGGCUCUCCCGUUUGCUGGUGGAUAUAAAAACUUCAGCCUCGAGGCUCCAGCUGCACAGGCAGCAUCACUUCUCCUUGUCUCGAGGUCAGUCUGUGAGGACAUCAACUCCUGCUUUGGUGUACUAAUGGCAGCAGAGCCCCUGACUGAGCUGGAGGCGGCCAUUGAGACCGUGGUCACUACUUUCUUCACCUUUGCAGGGCAGGAAGGACGGAAAGGCAGCCUGUGCAUCAAUGAGUUUAAGGAACUGGUCACCCAGCAGCUGCCUCAUUUGCUCAAGGACAUGGGCUCCCUGGAUGAGAAGAUGAAGAGCUUGGAUGUGAACCAGGACUCGGAGCUCAAGUUCAACGAGUACUGGAGACUGAUUGGGGAACUGGCUAAGGAAAUCAGGAAGGAAAAGGCCCUGGAGAUCCGGAAGAAGUAAAGCCUGCCUGUCAGGAUUGGGGGUCAGCAGGGUCUGCUGGGCUGGGCCAGGCAGAAUGCCACUGUCCCCAAAUAAAGCUUCCUUGAAACA